GUGUGUGCAGCACUCUGUUGUGUGAUCCGGCGCAUCAUGUGUGGGAGAGAGCAAUAGGGGAGCCAUGCUUGUGCGAUGUAUUCGAGCUUUUCGACCUGGUGGGGUGCUCUACAGAGCUUUCGCUACGGUGCGAUACCACCAGAGGGGAGAUCCUGCGGAUGUUUUGAGGCUGGAAGCCGACGAUGAUGUCAGCGAGUUGGGUCCGAGAGAAGUGGCCGUGAAGAUGCUGUUCGCUCCCAUCAAUCCUUCGGACAUCAACCAGGUGGAGGGAUCGUACGGCGUCUUGCCGACCCUGCCCGCGGUGGGUGGCAACGAGGGCGUUGGAGAGGUCACGGCGGUAGGGUCGGAUGUGACCCGGCUGGCGGUCGGGGACUGGGCGGUGCCUAUGCCGGCGGCCGGCUUCGGGACUUGGAGGAACGUCGGCAAAGCCGAUGUUUCGAUGCUGCAGAAGUGCCCUUCAGACAUUCCGGCCGAAUACGCGGCGACUAUCGGCGUCAACCCCUGUACCGCGUACCGCCUUCUACGCGACUUCGAGACCCUCCGGGAGGGCGACACCGUAAUCCAGAACGGGGCGAACAGCCAGGUUGGCGUGGCUGUGAUCCAGAUGGCGAGAGAUAUGGGCGUGCGGACCAUCAACGUCGUCAGGGAGCGACCACCCGGCGACAACACCGUAGAGCUUCUCAAGUCCCUCGGCGCCGACGUCGUCGUUACCCCGGCCGUUCUCGGGGUCGCCGACGACUACGCCGAGGCCGUGGCCGGCCUCCCGCCGCCUAGGCUGGGGCUCAACUGCGUUGGGGGUUCAAUCGCGACCUCGGUGGCGAAACAGUUGGAUGAGGGCGGAGCUUUAGUUUCGUACGGAGGCAUGUCUCUUCGGCCGAUCACACUUCCUGCGACCAUUUUGCAGGAUAAAGGGGUGCGGUGCGAUGGGUUCUGGAUAACGAGGUGGACCCAGGAUCGCCCAAGAGAGGAGCGGGAGGCAAUGAUCGCUGACGUGGCCGAAAUGAUUAAGUCUGGCAGACUGCGCUCCUUCCUGGAGCGACAUCGGUUCACACAAUUUUCGCAGGCAAUGAAGGAGGCAAGGAAGCCUUAUCGGAGUCGAAAGGUGUUGUUGGACAUGUCGCGAUGACAGUGCCGAGCCACGCGCAAUAGCUGGCCGAAGGAAAGUGCCGAGAAAGGCCGACGGAGAAAGGCUGGCUAGCUACGUUUAUGUGGGCGUACUGUAGAUCCUGUGUGUCAUGCUGGGGCAAGGGUGUCGGCGGCGUUAGUUGUGAACAUCAUCCUAGGAGAUGCAGUGUGGCGGGAUCAAGAGGAAGGAACACAAACCCUGGAGGCACUUAGAUCCUGGAACGUUAAACGCUGGAACCCACCACACAAACGUUUGUUGUGAUUCUAUGUGGACCGAAUUCAGUUAGGCUCCCUCCUUCUCUGUGUGUACAUUUGGCACGUGUAAGACGUCUCUACUUGGGCUGUUGGAGUUGAGUAAUCGUACUGUGAUGACGGUGAUGACAGAUUGGGGCACGGAUAAGUUUUCCUUCACGAGAUAUGAACCUGGGUUCGUUCGCUCGUCGACAACUUCAGAUAUGUGACGGUUGACCAUGACAUUUAAUCGAUAUUCAUGAAAGACGUGCUGCGUUGAUUUAGGAUGAGGUUUGCUUUCUCGCGUGAGGGUUUAUGCCAUACCGUUUCCACACGGAAGCCCUUGCGCGAGUUGUGCUGUUGUCUUUUGUAGUCAUUUCCCUCCAACGAUACUUCUGAGGAAAAACGGUAACACGCCAGAGAAUCAUUCUGAAGCAUGUACAACGUCCCGGGACGUCGGUAUCGUGCCAGGGGUGAUGCAAGAUGACAUCAUGGGGUUACGUACGAUGAUUAGCGUGUUCUGCAGUUGGGAGAAACGUUCGAAACGAGCAUGCGGGCUCGUGGCCAGUUCUCUUGUUUUUUGUUUUUUUGGGAACCAGCACACGUGGUAGCUCUACAAACGGGUGCAAGAUUGGUUCGCCGGGCUUUCUUUUGGCGAACACGCAGCCAGAAUAUCGAACCAGUCCCCGCACCUUCAGGCGUCUUGCUCACGAGCCACGGGUAGAUGCCUGGAGAGCUCCGGAAAUGUCCGGUGUUCCAGCUGGCACGCAUGCGUUAGAUUCUCAGUGAAACGAGACCGAACCAACUUCAAGAAUUGCUGGUGGGUGGCCAGCAGGUUAUGCUAUCCUCGCUGUCUUGCCAGGAUGCCAUUGCGCCGAGCACACAGCCGACACACUGAUCCCGCACACCGCACCUCUUCCUCUCUUGUUGCCCCUGCCGUUUUCCUCUCUGAACAGAGAGCAUGGCAGCCCCACAACCAAACGGCGGAUAUUCCGUCUUCAGCCGCCUCCUAGGACAUAAAGGCCAAGUGCUUUGCAUCGCUGCCCCAGAAGCGAAGGCGGCAGAGGCGUUGGUCGCAACAGGCGCAGAGGACAGCACAGUCCGACUGUGGGACUUACGAGACGGUGCUACUGCAAGAAGUCCCGCGGGAUCGGGAACAACGUUUUCACCGCGAGUGGCAAUGUGCCUUUGUCGGUGUUUUGGUGGAGAGGCCGUGUCCAGCGUCGUCUUCGGCGCGCACGGCGCGCAUCACCUGUACUGUUCGGCUGGCGGCAAGGUCUGAGUUUCGCCUUGGACUUGAAGCAGGAUGCCGUCUUGCUUGCUGGAACAUCUGCAUCCAGAGGCACGGAAACACCAUACAUGCAUGCGCCGCUACCGCGAUUGAUCGGUUUGUAGGAGACAACGAAGUUGAUUCCGACACAGAGUGCAAAUGACCUGCGCAUUACACCCCAACUAAUAGCGUCGUUCAACGACACCAGCAGUGCCCUUCCCAAUAAGUAUGUGCAUUGUUUGUCACUCCAAACCUGGAAGUUAACUGAUAUUCCGUCAUGGCUUCAGGUGCUCGAAUUUGAUCUUCGGUCAUCAGGGGGGAGUCGCGCGCUUUUGAUGACAAGCCCCACCGAAGUUUUCGACGAUGGCGAGGUGCGCGCAAGAAAGCCUCGGCUGCCGUCACAACAACAAUUCCGAGACCGUAGUAACCCGAGCGAGGCGAAUCGAUAUUUUUCACCCAAACCUAAGCAGUGUUUCCCCCCAUCAAACCAAUUUGCUGUCAUCCAUAGAAUGUACCGGAAUCACUCUCCAUGUACCUGGUAUGAACAACCUGAGGCAAUGGUGCUCCCAAUCUUGUAUUCACUCUCCAAAGUGUGUGAACGCCCUACCACCGUCAAGGACACUACCGCACGCGACAGGAGAAUCCCUUCAGCAGUAGCACCCCAAGAAACGGCGCAAACGGCACUUGGACAAAAGUGUAACGAAUCGUCUAAAACGUCUGUACGUCGGAAUCAACAUGCGUGCGCACUCACGCACUCUUCUUGUAUGUGGGUCCAGGGAGACAUCAGACAUUUUUCAGUCCUUCGAUCUUCGCAUCGUUUUGUAUGCUAUCAACAGGAAGAAGUGAACGAGUUAGCGGUGCACCCUAAGGGGGACUACUUGGCAGCGGCGGACGAUUCCGGGACAGUAAAAGUUUACACUACUAGAACACGCAGGGUGGACAAGACCCUGCGGAGCGCCCAUACGGUAAGCACACCGUCGUUGGCUAGCUGUGAUGGCGGUAACGGGCACUUGGGUGUUGAUAUUUGCUAUUGAUCAUCGCCUGUCGUUUUCGGUGCUUCCCAGUCAAUUUGAUACCUUCCUCCAACCAACCCACAUUAACAAAGAGCGCCAUCUGCCUGGAAUGCGUUUCGAAUGGGCUUCUUCGGAGGGUGCUCUAGCUCGUGAGGACGUGGUAGUAUUUCGGGCUCAAAGCCAUGUCGCGAGUUGCUGCACGAACGACCCAUCCCUUCGCUCGUGAUGUUAUUUCGACUUUGCCCUCUUUGCUCCCGUCGUUAUUUCACUUUACAUGUCCGUGCCCUACCCCACCAAGAACAUUUGCCACGCGGUACGCUUCCGCCCUCGAACGAGUUGGGACAUCGCCUCGGGAGCGCUUGACAGCACGCUGGUGUUUUGGGAUUUCAGCACCGGCAGAGUCCGUCGAAAGCUGAACCUCUUGGAGGGUUCAUGUGUUCCUUCUGUUUCUUCUGCUUCCAGCUGCUCGCCGCAACAGGACGUGCUCAAACCUCGCUUUCUGAUAUUUACCUAUAUGUCGAUGUGUGCGGAUAUUGAACCCGCAGAUUACCCCAGAGAUCAGACUACCCUUUCCUCCCCGCACUCCAUUCCCCCCCCCCUUCUUUUGGAAACUGCCGUUUUCCAGCUCUUCAACCCCCCUUUUGUCCAUUCGGUGGACUUCACCGCGGACGGCUGUUUCCUGGCGGCUGGACUUGGCGACAGUGGUGUCGUUGUAGUUGACGCAAAAACUCGCGCGCCUGUUGGCCGAUGUGACGGUCAUUCCGCCCCAGUAUCUCAGGUGCAUUACCCAAGCUUUGAUCCGAAGCUGCUAGUUUCCGCAGGAAACGACCAAAACCUUCUUUGGUGGGACCAACGACAGUUCGAGCAUCACAGCGAAGAUUUGAAGGGAAACACCGGCGACGGUGGCGGCGCUGCUGGUGGUGGUUCUGGGGUAUCAAAAUCAAGGAAGUCGAGGCCAUCUGGAAAGAAAAAGGCCAGGUCAAAGGGAGUCAACAAACGUCAACCAGCCGAGGUUGACGGGGCACAACGGGGGGACAACGGGAGAGAGGACUUAAGAGGUGGAAACAUUAGGAAGGAGGUGGGGCCCGAAGCGGAGGUCGGAAGCGUCUCUUCGGAAGCCGGCGAAACCGCCACCGAGGGCCUCCGCGACGGUAUUGUCAGAUGCUCGGUCCCGCUGCUGGCGGUGCGUCUCGAGGAGAAACCAAACUGGGUCACCAGCUUCACAGUA
Messenger RNA from Ectocarpus sp. CCAP 1310/34, 4867 nucleotides. The record is from the annotation of a GenBank genome assembly. Lineage: Eukaryota; Phaeophyceae; Ectocarpales; Ectocarpaceae.